AAGUUAAAUUGCCAUGACAACCCUACUAGUCAAAUUAAUAUAAAGUGAAUUAGAAAUAAAAUCGUAGCUUAUUUCAGCGAGUAGUUUUGCAACUGUACAAGCAACCUCUUAAUGAGCGCUAAACUUAUUUGAAAUUACAGUCUUAUCAAAUCACAGCACAACGCCACCUGUAUCCAACUUCCGACCAGCGUGGGUUGAACGCGUUGCGCAAAAAGAGAAACAAGGACAGCAAAACGCCUUGUUUCCCAGGAGACAACACUUUAGGUAAAACUUCGUUUCUCACACCGACUACGAACUGAUUUAAACGUUUAAAUAUGCGCUCCCUUCCGCAGCUGAGUCCUCUUUCCAACCCUCCGGAGCCCGCCCGGAAUUGAGGUGGGCGGUUACAAAAGCAGCAGGCGUGAUAUAAUCUCUCAGCCCCUCUCAUUCACCCCCGGCAGCUGUCGAAAGCGGGUUUAGGAAAGAGAACAUGGCUUCGCGGAGCGGACAAGAUAAAUAACACCCGAGUAUUGAACGCAACAGGUACCAGGCUAUGUUAUUUUUUUAUGUUUUGCUAUUUCAGCUCCUUAUAAAUUUGUCUGCAUUUCCUCACUGUUCAAUACCAAUCAAGAAAUCAAAGGGUGAAAUAGAAGAAGUAUUCAUCCUUGCAGAGAAAGCUAAUUUAUUCAUUGGACGACAUCUUCUAUACAACCGAUUUGACUUUGAACUAAUAACCCAAGGAGAUCUUGAAAGAGAAUGCUAUGAAGAACAAUGCAAUUUUGAGGAAGCAAGGGAAAUUUUUGGAGAUUCAAAAAAGACAAUGUCUUUUUGGUCUGAAUAUACUCUUAGAGGUCCUGGCUCAAAAACAGAUGGCAAAGCAGCAGAGAAGAUUGAUGUUAUAGGACUUUUGACUGGAUUGAUUGCUGUUGGAGUACUAUUGAUUAUACUCGGUUUGCUUAUUUAUUAUCUGUGCCAAAGAAAAUGCAAACCAAGAUUACCAGGGCACAGAAGCUGCAGGAGGCAUAAUUCUUCCAUUGUCUUUCAAAGACAAGAAGAGUUUUCUUUAAAUCCUGUCCCACCUCGCACUAUAGGACAGAUAGGAUUGCCAACUUAUGAUCAAGCAAUGGCAUUAAGAGAAAAUUAUGAUUCUCCACCACCUCCAUAUCCUGGACGUUCAGGAAAGCUCAAAGUAUUCAAAAAGUCUCUCUCUCUUCCGGGUCCUUAAUGAACAAAGUCUAUGAAACUGUUGAGAAUUAAUCUUAAUAAAAGAUGUGCAGCUAAAAUGCUAUAGUAUAGCACUCUAAGACAGUGAAAAGAAUCUCUGAAGAUGCCUGCUAUGAUGGACUAAAGGGUAACGGGUAAAUAAGGAACACAUUUCUCCAAUGUUCUAAUAAUUCUGAAAGAGUUAUAUUUGCAUUUAUGUGUGAACUUGGCUUCUAUGCAUUUUGAGCCAUUGAGUAAACUGAUGUACAGUUUUUCUUUUUUCUUGUAACUGAAUUUUAUUUUCAAUUCUGAAAAUUACACUAGUUUGCUAACAUUUUUUUUUGAAUUUUCUCCCAUGAUAAAAAUGUGUUUGUGUCAGUGUUUAAUUCCUAGUGACUACCUGAUCUAGUCCCUACAGUUUUGUUGGCAAUAAUGUUGGGCAGAAAUACUUUGCCAUUGCUGCCUUUCUACGACUUGGAGAAAGUGACUGGCCCCAUUUCACCUUUAUGCCUAGGGCAGGAUUAGAACUUAGGUUUCCUGGUUUGUAGCUUGAUGCCUUAAUCACUACACCAAACUGGCUCUCCUAUGAUAAAAAUGCCAACACAUUAUAAUUUCAAUUAUCUAAUUGAAUAUUUUAUGUUUCUUAUACUAGGAAGAAUAUAUUCAUGUGGGUGUUAUCAAUAAGUUUUUAUAAAUAAGAUAACUUUGUACCUAGUUUCAUUUUCUUUGUUAAUGCCAAUUAAAUAAUGAAUCUGAAAGAAAA
Molecule: messenger RNA, 1945 nt
Organism: Thamnophis sirtalis
Lineage: Eukaryota; Metazoa; Chordata; Lepidosauria; Squamata; Natricidae
Gene: PRRG4
Product: proline rich and Gla domain 4
Cellular component (GO): extracellular region; plasma membrane
Molecular function (GO): calcium ion binding
Source: RefSeq, a predicted model, not a curated record